AUGAAAAACGAAUUGAAACCUCACGAUACGUAUGUAUAUUCACGACCUGAUCUCAAAAUCAAAACUACUGAUGACCUUACUGGUAGUCUUGAGAUACUCCAAAGGGUCUAUCUUUCUCUACCCAACUCACAAAAUGCAACAAGAAAUAAACUCACAUGCCGCUUCAUCAGACAAACCGAAUCGCUUCGUCACGAUCACAGCGCUGAAAAUAAUAAUGUUACAGCAGUUGUAGACAUUUUCGGUUCCAUCGUUACUGAGGUGGAAUUGGGUAUAUUCGCUCCAAUUCUCAAUUUUUGGGUGACUUCGUUACAAUUUGUCGGAAAGUGGGUUGAGUGA
Molecule: messenger RNA, 336 nt
Organism: Cercopithifilaria johnstoni
Lineage: Eukaryota; Metazoa; Nematoda; Chromadorea; Rhabditida; Onchocercidae
Source: the annotation of a GenBank genome assembly